Messenger RNA from Cervus elaphus (red deer), 954 nucleotides. It is a transcript of the gene CHMP2A, whose product is annotated as charged multivesicular body protein 2A. Lineage: Eukaryota; Metazoa; Chordata; Mammalia; Artiodactyla; Cervidae. Bases 206 to 874 code for a protein of 222 amino acids. The record is from RefSeq and is a predicted model, not a curated record. Gene Ontology annotation, biological process: late endosome to vacuole transport; endosome transport via multivesicular body sorting pathway; protein transport. Gene Ontology annotation, cellular component: multivesicular body; ESCRT III complex. The transcript has 6 exons.
GUCAGAUGGUUUAAUCCGGAAACGGCGGUGACGGUCGAGGCGACAGAACCGAGGGGCUGUCGUUGGUGGGCGCUCCAGGGCUCUGAAAGAGAGGAGCGUGACCCGGAAACGGAAGCGAGUCCCCAUCCCAACUCCGCUGUGCCUCACACCACCCUGCAGCCAGGUUUCACGCUAGCCCCAGGCUUACUGGUAGGCUUCUGCGGCCAUGGACCUGUUGUUUGGGCGGCGCAAGACGCCAGAGGAGCUGCUGCGGCAGAACCAGCGCGCCCUGAACCGGGCCAUGCGAGAGCUGGACCGUGAGCGACAGAAGCUCGAGACCCAGGAGAAGAAGAUCAUCGCAGACAUCAAGAAAAUGGCCAAGCAGGGCCAGAUGGACGCGGUCCGGAUCAUGGCGAAAGACCUGGUGCGUACCAGGCGGUACGUCCGAAAAUUUGUGUUGAUGCGGGCCAACAUCCAGGCUGUGUCCCUCAAGAUCCAGACGCUCAAGUCUAACAACUCAAUGGCACAAGCCAUGAAGGGCGUCACCAAAGCCAUGGGCACCAUGAACAGACAGCUGAAGUUGCCCCAGAUCCAGAAGAUCAUGAUGGAGUUUGAACGGCAGGCAGAGAUCAUGGACAUGAAGGAGGAGAUGAUGAACGACGCAAUCGAUGACGCCAUGGGGGAUGAGGAUGACGAAGAAGAGAGUGAUGCUGUUGUAGCCCAGGUCCUGGAUGAACUGGGGUUGAGCCUGACAGAUGAGCUGUCAAACCUCCCUUCCACCGGAGGCUCCCUCAGUGUGGCUGCCAGUGGAAAGAAAGCAGAGGCUGCAGCCUCCGCCCUGGUGGAUGCAGACGCAGACCUGGAGGAGAGGCUCAAGAACCUUCGAAGGGACUGACUGCCCGUGCUGCCCCAGGGAGCCAGUGGAUGGCCCGGCAUUUUCAUUGUACCUUCUGUAAUAAACGAAGUUGGACACUA